Messenger RNA from Cervus elaphus (red deer), 720 nucleotides. It is a transcript of the gene COMMD1, whose product is annotated as copper metabolism domain containing 1. The transcript has 3 exons. Lineage: Eukaryota; Metazoa; Chordata; Mammalia; Artiodactyla; Cervidae. Bases 38 to 604 code for a protein of 188 amino acids. The record is from RefSeq and is a predicted model, not a curated record. Gene Ontology annotation, biological process: regulation of proteasomal ubiquitin-dependent protein catabolic process; negative regulation of protein localization to cell surface; copper ion homeostasis. Gene Ontology annotation, cellular component: endosome.
CGCGCUCAGCUGUUGGGGACCGUGGUCUCUGCUAACCAUGGCGGCUGAGCUUGAGGGUUCCAAGUCCCUGAGUGGGCUGUUGAGCGGGCUGGCUCAGGACACUUUCUACGGGCACCCGGGCAUCACGGAGGAGCUGCUGCGGAGCCAGCUGUAUCCGGAAGUGUCACCUGAGGAGUUUCGCCCCUUUUUGGCGAAGAUGAAGGGGAUUCUUAAGUCUGUUGCGUCUGCAGACAUGGAUUUCAACCAGCUGGAGGCAUUCUUGACUGCUCAAACCAAAAAGCAAGGAGGGAUCACACCUGAGCAAGCUGCUGUCAUUUCCAAGUUCUGGAAGAGCCAUAAGACAAAAAUCCGAGAGAGCCUAAUGAACCAGAGCCGCUGGGACAGUGGGCUUCGGGGCUUGAGCUGGAGAGUUGAUGGCAAAUCGCAGUCAAGACAUUCAGCUCAAAUACAUACUCCUGUUGCCAUCAUGGAGCUGGAAAUAGGGAAAAGUGGGCAGGAAUCUGAAUUUCUGUGUUUGGAAUUUGAUGAGCUCAAGGUCAAUCAAGUCCUGAAGAAGCUCUCAGAGGUAGAAGAAAGUAUCAGCACACUGAUGCAACCAGCCUAGCUGAAGAUGGAGUUGUUGAAGCAGAGGUGUUCAUGAUCCCUCCCCAGAGGCCUGCUUUUUUUAAAAAAGAAAAAUCUUAUUCCCCCAAUAGUAUUAAAUCCUCAAGUUCAAAUCUU